AUGGCGUUCCCGGAGAAGAUACCUCAGCCUGUCAUAUCCACAAAACGGUCGUUGGGUGAUUCUGAUGACUGUAAACUUGACGAAUUCAGAAAACCUAAAAUGGUGAUGCGGAAGUAUCCCCCUCAUAAGAUCAGAGGAGCAGAAGCAGUCCGUGAUUUCCCUCCUGGUUGUGGAAUCUUACAGGAUUCUCUUGCGAGUAAUGUAGAGAAGAAGCCAUUGAAGAAAUUAGACAAUGUUGAGUCAGAUAUCGAGAACGUGACCUCCCAUGGCAAGGAUAAGAUGGUGAACUCUAAGCCUUUUGAAGAUAAUAAACUCAAUAGAUGCAUUAAACCUUUAGGAUUAGGGUUCAAGAAACCUUCUUUUGGCACAAGGCCAUUUGAUAAAGUGAAAUUUUUGAAUCCCAUGGAACAACAUCCUGUUUGUGGAAUCAUACAAGAAAGGAAGCCUUUCAAGAAAUUAGACAAUGUUGACUCAAAGUCAAUGGAAUGUUGUCAUCCUUUGGAGAGUACCAAACCCAAAGAAUCAGGGAUCAACAACAAACUUUUUGGCUCAAGGCCAACUGGUAAAGUCAAAUAUUGGGAUCCUAGGAUCCCAUCUACAAAUGACAAUAAUGCCCCAAAAUCAAACACCAUCGGAUCACAAAAUGAACAAAUUAGACGUGAGAAGCUCCGUGAGACGAUGAUCUUGUUUGAAACAAUUUACACUCAGUUAUUUCAAGAUAACGAAUCAAAACAAAAGGGAGAAAAGAGAGCUAAUUGGAUACUACCCAUGGAGGCUGCAAAGAUACUCAAACAAAAGCUAAAAUGGAUGAAUGCUGACAAGACAUUAGGUCAAAUCUGUGGUGUCCAACCUGGCGACAUGUUCAGAUUUAGGCGGCAGCUUCAUAUAGUAGGUCUUCAUUGUCAACCACAUUGUGGUAUAGAUUACACCAACAUUAAUGGGAAGAAUCUUGCUAUAAGUAUAGUUGAUUCUCAUCGUUACUCAAACGAAAGUCAAUCUUGUGAUGUGCUUACUUAUUGUGGUGAAGGUGGUGGCGGGGUCGGGUGCUUUGGGUCUAGUCGCCAGGUGGUGCCUGAUGAUCAAAAACUUGAAAGGGGUAAUCUUGCUUUGAAGAAUAGUAUGAUUGAGAAAAAUCCUGUUAGGGUGAUUAGGAAAGUUUUUGGAGUUGGAAAGAACAAUAAUUUGUUUGUGUAUGAUGGAUUUUACACGGUGGAGCAUUGUACGCAAAAAAGAAGUUCAGAAGGGACGAUGGUGUUCAGGUUUCAACUACAUAAAAUUCCCGGUCAACCUCAUUUUCACCAAUGGGUCAAUGCUAUACCAGGUAAUUUCGUUUUAUACCGUUAUACCACCUUUCAAAUGCUUUAG
Messenger RNA from Lactuca virosa, 1365 nucleotides. NCBI's taxonomy places the organism in Eukaryota, Viridiplantae, Streptophyta, Magnoliopsida, Asterales, Asteraceae. The record is from the annotation of a GenBank genome assembly.